CUCUGUGAGCCGCAACCUUGCCCAGCGAGCGGUUGGGUGUUCGCCAUCUUAGGAGGAUGUUCUCGUCCGUAGCGCACCUGGCGCGGGCGAACCCCUUCAACGCGCCACACCUGCAGCUGGUGCACGAUGGCCUGUCGGGUCCCCGCAGUCCCCCAGCUCCGCCCCGGCGUUCCCGCCACCUGGCCGCCGCCGCCGUGGAAGAGUACAGUUGUGAAUUUGGCUCCAUGAAGUAUUAUGCACUGUGUGGCUUUGGUGGGGUCUUAAGUUGUGGGCUGACACACACUGCUGUUGUUCCCCUGGACUUAGUAAAGUGCCGCAUGCAGGUGGACCCUCAGAAGUACAAAGGCAUAUUUAAUGGAUUCUCCAUUACACUGAAAGAAGAUGGCGUUCGUGGUUUGGCUAAAGGAUGGGCCCCAACUUUGAUUGGCUAUUCCAUGCAAGGGCUCUGCAAAUUCGGCUUUUAUGAAGUCUUCAAAGCCUUAUAUAGCAACAUACUUGGUGAGGAAAACACCUACCUGUGGCGCACAUCACUGUAUUUAGCUUCUUCUGCCAGUGCUGAAUUCUUCGCUGACAUUGCCCUGGCUCCUAUGGAAGCUGCUAAAGUUCGAAUUCAAACCCAGCCUGGUUAUGCCAACACCUUGAGGGAAGCUGUUCCCAAAAUGUAUAAAGAGGAAGGCUUAAAUGCGUUCUACAAGGGCGUUGCUCCUCUGUGGAUGAGACAGAUCCCGUACACCAUGAUGAAGUUCGCCUGCUUUGAACGUACUGUUGAAGCUUUGUACAAAUUUGUGGUUCCUAAGCCCCGAAGUGAAUGUACAAAGGCAGAGCAGCUGGUUGUGACAUUUGUGGCAGGUUACAUAGCUGGAGUCUUCUGUGCGAUCGUCUCCCACCCUGCUGACUCUGUGGUCUCUGUGCUGAAUAAAGAGAAAGGCAGCACCGCGUCUCAGGUCCUGCAGAGGCUGGGCUUCAGAGGUGUGUGGAAGGGGCUCUUCGCCCGAAUCAUCAUGAUUGGCACUCUGACUGCACUACAGUGGUUCAUCUACGACUCUGUGAAGGUCUACUUCAGGCUCCCUCGCCCUCCUCCCCCUGAGAUGCCAGAGUCUCUGAAGAAGAAGCUUGGGUUAACUGAGUAGAUACAUCAAAGUAACAUGGACUGAAUCUGCUUGUUGAUCAGUGUUGAAAGUGCAAAGGAACUUUUAUAUAUUUGACAGUGUAGGAAAUGUCUGUUCCUGAUAUAAUUACUGUAGUACCCUUGCUUAAAGCAAGAGUUUCAAACUUAAUGCUAAAUAAACCCAUCUAUUCCUGAUGUCUAUGAGUUUGUUAUUUUAAAAACUAGUAUUGAAAAAAGAUUUAGUCCUAAAACAAAAAGAAUAAUUAAGGUAUUCACCCCAGGAAAAAAGUGUAAACUAAGUAAACCAUUGGUGCUAUUCCUAAAUUGUCCCCUCACUUAAGAAACUCCUGUGUUUAGGAAAUAGUCUUGGGUUUUCAAAAACAUGGUUUAUUAAAUAUGGAUAAACACUGAA
Molecule: messenger RNA, 1520 nt
Organism: Mus musculus (house mouse)
Lineage: Eukaryota; Metazoa; Chordata; Mammalia; Rodentia; Muridae
Gene: Slc25a3
Product: solute carrier family 25 (mitochondrial carrier, phosphate carrier), member 3
Exons: 8
Coding region: 57-1130 (357 amino acids)
Biological process (GO): proton transmembrane transport; mitochondrial phosphate ion transmembrane transport
Cellular component (GO): mitochondrial inner membrane; mitochondrion
Molecular function (GO): protein-containing complex binding; phosphate transmembrane transporter activity
Source: RefSeq, marked validated